UCGUGUACUGUUAGCGCAAGCUAUUAAAGUUAUUCUUACGUUUUAAAUAUGGAUAUUUUUCUUACAAAAACGCAUCGAUUUACUACAGGAGGCCUUUAUUAACCCCCCGGAGCUGUGUGAGGCACUUUUUAUUAUGGACGGAUGCAUAUUAUUGGACUUAUUUUUGACUGAUGAGGAGAAACACCCAUCUAUGCCAUUCUAAAGCUUGGAAGUGCCAGGAUAAAUUUAAUACAACUCUAAUUGCAUUCGUCUGAAAGAAGUCAUAUACACCUAGGAUGCAUGGAGGAACUUCUGCAAUGGAUGCACACCGCCUCAGUAAAACUCUUGGUCUGCUGGUGAUCCUUUAUACUGCAGCUGUAGCCAAAGAUGAUGAUGGCUGGUUGAUGAAAGCGCCCACUGAGGUCCGGGCGAUGGAGGGGUACCCGGUAGUGCUGCCCUGCUCUUUCACCCACCCGCACCACACCCAUCCCUCCUCCAUGCAUGUGGUGUGGUCUCUGGGCCACGGACGGACCGCCACAGUGCUGUUCCGCUGCACAAGCAUGAACAACAGUCAGCUGUGCCAAUCAAAGGCCAACCAGGACGAGCGCUACCGUCUGGAAGGCAACCACCGAAACCAUGACAUCUCACUCAGGAUCAACAGCGUGACCUUGAAGGAUAGUGGCCGCUACUAUUGCCGUGUGGAGUUACUGGGGCACACCCAUACAAGCUUUGAGAACACACUGGGAACACGGCUACGAGUGGAGGCUGCACCACGAAUCCUGAGUUUGUCAGCCGAGGGGACUGAAGCAUCUGGCUUCAAAGCCGUAUGUCAUGUUCAGGGUUCCCCUCUUCCUGACAUUCAGUGGAUAGAACCAGAUGGUGUUCGUGAGGGAGAUACUUCAUUCCCUCUUUCUCAGGAGGCCAACGGGCAAUAUCGUGCUUCAAGCCAACUGGUGGACAUCAAACCUAGACGGCAGUACAUCUGUGCAGCUUCAAACUCUUUGGGGAAGGAUCAAGCCACGCUCUAUCUUUUGCCCCCUAGCCCAGAGAGCUUAACAGCAAAGAGCUCUUUCCCACUCCUUGUGCUGCUUCUUGCUCUGGCAUUGGGCAUCAAGCUGCUUUUGGCUCUGGGUGUGGGAGCUUGGGUGAUCAAGAGGAGGUUUAACAUCAGAGCUAGCAACGUGGAGCACUAAGGCGACACAAAUGUAAUGCUCACAUAAUCAGAACACUCUGGUCUCAAAGCUGUUUCUUUUCCCAUGUGUAUUGUUAAAAAUAUAAAAGCUUAAA
This is a messenger RNA of Labeo rohita (rohu), 1266 nucleotides long. Its product is annotated as V-set and Ig domain-containing protein. Gene Ontology annotation, biological process: regulation of osteoclast development; regulation of bone resorption; regulation of actin cytoskeleton organization. The coding region runs from base 276 to 1172 and encodes 298 amino acids. NCBI's taxonomy places the organism in Eukaryota, Metazoa, Chordata, Actinopteri, Cypriniformes, Cyprinidae. The transcript is spliced from 4 exons. The record is from RefSeq and is a predicted model, not a curated record. Gene Ontology annotation, cellular component: plasma membrane.